Molecule: messenger RNA, 3672 nt
Organism: Ailuropoda melanoleuca (giant panda)
Lineage: Eukaryota; Metazoa; Chordata; Mammalia; Carnivora; Ursidae
Gene: TNIP2
Product: TNFAIP3 interacting protein 2
Exons: 7
Coding region: 159-1532 (457 amino acids)
Biological process (GO): G protein-coupled receptor signaling pathway; positive regulation of canonical NF-kappaB signal transduction; regulation of transcription by RNA polymerase II
Molecular function (GO): K63-linked polyubiquitin modification-dependent protein binding
Source: RefSeq, a predicted model, not a curated record
UCCGCGGGUCAGGGGCCGCGCCGGUCGCCGUGGGCGGGGCCGGGCUCUCGGCGGUGGGCGGGGCGCGCCGGGAAAAGUUCCGGGAAGGUGCGCGGCCCGCCCAGACCGGGCGCGGAAGUUGGCGGCGCCCGCGCGCCCGGCGGUGGAGGCCCGCGGCCAUGUCCUCAGGGGGCACCGGGUCCGGCGGGCAGGAGGGGGCCGCGCGCGCGGCAGCGGCUCUCUGCGGCCUGUACCACGAGGCCGGGCAGCGGCUGAGGCGCCUUCAGGAUCAGCUGGCCGCCCGGGACGCCCUCAUAGAGCGCCUCCGCGCCCGCCUGGCCGCGCUCGAGGGGGACGCGGCGCCCUCGCUCGUGGACGCGCUGCUGGAGCAGGUGGCGCGCUUCCGGGAGCAGCUCCGGCAGCGGGAGGGCGGCGCCGGCGAGGCGGCGCUGCGCCAGGAAAUUGAGAGACUUUCUGAGCAACUAGAAGAAAAAGAGAAGGAGACGCAGCAGCUGAUGAGCCAGCCGGAGCACGCGCGCGAGAAGGAGGUGGCGCUGCUGCGGAGGAGCGUGGCGGAGAAGGAGCGCGCCCGGGCUGCCAGCGACAUCCUGUGCCGCUCCUUGGCCGAUGAGACCCACCAGCUGCGGAGGACUCUGGCCGCCACCGCCCACAUGUGCCAGCAUCUGGCCAAGUGUCUGGAUGAACGACAGCGCACUCAGGGGGACGUGGGGGAGAAGAGUCCUGAGCCAGAGCGUACAGGCGGGGCCGCCUCUGCCCAGGCGGUUAUUGAGAAGUUACAGGAAGAAAAUCGACUGUUACGACAGAAGGUGACUCAUGCAGAAUGGCACCGAGUCCGCUUCGGUGGGAGAUGGUUGCUCGUGGAUGUCAUCACCGUGCCUCAGGUGGAAGACCUCAAUGCCAAGUGGCAGCGCUACGACGCCAGCAGGGAUGAGUAUGUGAGAGGGCUCCACGCGCAGCUGCAGGGGCUGCAGGCCCCCCCUGAGCCUGAGAGGCCCUCCUGCCCCGAGCUGAUGAGGAAGGAGAUUUCCAGGCUCAACAGGCAGCUGGAGGAGAAGAUCCACGCCUGUGCGGACGUGAGGCGGGAGCUGGUGGCCAUGAGGGGGGCCCGAGACACAGCGCUGGAGCGGGUGCAGAUGCUGGAGCAGCAGAUUCUGGCUUACAAGGAUGAUUUCACCUCAGAAAGGGCAGACCGAGAACGGGCCCAGAGUAGGAUUCAAGAACUUGAGGAAGAGGUGGCCUCCUUGCGGCAACAGGCGUCCUGGACACAGGACCACCGAGAGCCAGGCUCCUGCCGGAUUCACACGGGAAACAGAACCUUCAAGUACUUAGAGACCGAUGCUUUGGAGCUCGUGGCACCCAGUGGCCGGAGGGCUGGGACUGGAUCUCAGGGGCUGGACUCCCCCGCCGAGGGCAGGUGCCCUGGAGCGACCCGGAGAGGGCAGGGGGACCUUCAGUGCCCUCACUGCCUGCGGUGCUUCGGUGACGAGCAAGGCGAGGAGCUCUUCAGGCACGUGGCUGAGUGCUGCCAGUGAGCCCCGCGCGGGACACGACAGCCCUCAAGAUCUGGGGCCCAGAACAGGCUGAGGGUGUUUCUGAUCCUUCACCUUGGUCCUCCUCGGGCGAUGGAACAGACUGGGUCAGAGGGAACCUCCCCUGGGGCAUCUGCUCCCAGGAGGGAGUGUGGCCCCCCAGCUGCCAGGUUGAGGCUGGGAGCAGCUGGGUGCAGGGAUCCGGGCCAGCGUGACUGGCCCCCCCCCAACCUGUACCCGGGCACGCUACAGCUGCUGGCGAGAGUGGGCGGACCAAACGUGUGGGCGCCAGGGUGAAAGGCCUGCCUUGUUCUGUUGAAUAAGGACCAGAAGGUUUGCAGAACAGGAGCACUGUGCAGCACCUCACACCUGGGGGCGGUCCCUGCCACCGCAGAGCCGUGUGUCUGCACUGAGACGUACUGCAGUAGCCUCUGCCACGUAUCUGGAAGUCCAGAGACAUUUCACAGUCACUUACUUUCAUAAUAAAUGUCCUUACUCUGGUGACUGCUCUGAGAAUGCAUCCUGGGGGCUGGGUGCAGGGACUGGCAGUAUUUCCAGUCUGGGCGGGACUUAAGACCAGCUGGUGAGGAGAAACACUCCCAUGUCCGCCACCUGCCUAAGGACUGAGAUGGAUUGGCUACGUGACCUGGCGCCAGCCCAGCUUUGCCUUUGGGCUGUUUCAGCCCCGGCCCAGGGCGUGAAGUCAAGGGCUGGAAACAAGGAGAGGAAGCAGGUGCCCGCUGGGGGCACAUCAGAGCCACAGAGAGCAAGGUAUGGCUGUGUAGGGCCUGUCAGUGGAGCAGGGGACAGGAAUGGGAAGGCGAGAGGGGAGACUGAGAUGCCGUGCUAAGUGUUUGCCAGGGUUCACUCAUUUAACCCUUCUAGCAGUUCCAGGCUGUAAGUACUAGGAUCAUCCUCAACACAGGCAGGGAAAACGAGGCAGAGGGGUUAAAUCACUUGCCCAAGGUCACACAGUGGCUGAGUGUCAAAGUUGGGAUUUGAACCUGUGUUCUUAAUUGCACAGUCUGUUGUUCUUCCUGGAACUCAGCCUUCUACGUGGUUAAGUCCUCCUCAAGUCAGCCUUCAGGUGUCACCGCCUCUGGGACUCCCCGCGCACCCCUCUCUGCUGCAGCCUGGCUAGAAGGGACCCGGCCUGUGUGGCUUGGCCUGGGUAGGCUACAGCAGAAAAGCCUCAGAGCUGGAAGAGUUUGUGGAUACCUGUGCACUGGAAAGAGAGGAUGGGGACAUCCCAGAGAGAAGGGAUUCACAAAAGGGGGAAACUUCAAAUCCUGGGCCCACCCCCAAAUUGUGCGUGCUUUGAGCAAGACCUCAAGGAUUCUGGGGUGAGAACAGAUGGAAAACAGAGCUAAGCAGGCAUCCUGGUGGCUGAAUGUUAUAGGGUGACAGCUUUGAAUCUGGGUCCCUCAAGGUUAGAAGGGCUUGGUAGACACUUCGGGUUUUCCUUUGAAACCCCAGAAGGGUCAGGCCUCAGGAAUAAAGUUGACAUCUUGGGACAAAAUGGAAAUAGCUCUUCUUCUAAAAGGGUAUACAAGUCCCAGGCCAUCAACCAACAAAUCACCUGCCUACUAGAAGGAGAACCACCUUUCUUUAGAAACGGGCAGAAUCUCGGACCUUACACUGUAGUAACCACAAAUGCAUUAUGCAAGAGGAAAUUCUAGGCGGGCGCCUGGCUGGCUCGGUCGGUAGAGCAUACAACUCCUGAUCUCAGGGUUGUGAGUUUGAGCUUAAAAAUAAAAUCUUAAGAAAAAAAGAAAAUACUAAACGUGGGAAAAAGGCAGCAUGAAGGUAUUUUCAGACAAAUAAUACAAGAUAAUGAAAUUUAUAUCCAACAGACUCAACUACAAGAAAUCUGUACUACAGAAAUUAUUCCAGCUGAAGGGAAGUGAUUCUGGAUAAAAACAAAUAAUAGAGAAAGGAAUGAAGAACAUGGGAGUGGGUCCUGUUUGGAGGGCUUUAAAACAUGCAGACGUGACCACAAGAGCUUUCUAGGUGGGGGAAGGGGGCAUUUAAUGAAUUUACACAGAAGUUUUUGCAUUGAUUUAAGGUGGACUGUGAUGCAAUAGGGUAGCAUAAUCUCUAUAGAGUAACCACUAAAAUAGUAAUAAAAAUAUUUAAAAAUGAA